CUUCAUAGCUUGAGGUAGUGAUCGAUAAAAACUUCAUUCGGAUUUUCUCUUCUCUGAGAUUUUGUCCGCCGCCGGUAGGGUUCUUUCUCAAUCUUGCCUCCCCCAACUCCGCCGCCGGUAGCUUUAUCGGCCGUCGUAUAGGGUUUGAGAUGGCGGCUUUAAAUGAACUGCUCCCAGCUGUAAAAUCAACUGGAAAGACAUAUUAUGAUCAUUCAAGUGAUCCAUGGUUCAAACAGAGGUACAAUGAUGCCGAGGCAGAGCAAGCCACAAUUGUGAAGACCAAUCCAGUUCCUCUCUAUGGUAAGAGGGAUGGAUUUAGGCCUAAAAAGCCUGAGGAUUUUGGAGAUGGCGGUGCUUUUCCUGAGAUCCAUUAUGCUCAGUAUCCACUAGGUAUGGGUAAAAAAGGUGAAGCUAGACCCGGCCAGAAGACACUACCAGUAACUGUAGAUGAACAUGGCAAUAUAAGAUUUGAUGCCAUUGUUAAGCUGAAUGAAAACGCAUCCAAGACAGUCUAUUCUCAACACAGGGACCUCGUGCCCAAGAUUUUAAGAGACGACGAAGGAGAAGAACAAGAAGACGAUAUAGACAUGGACGACGCAGAGAAACAGAAAGAAAUUGACGAAAUAACAAUGGAAACUAAAGAACGACUCGAAAAGAUUGUGAACACGAGAUUAAGCGCAGCCCAACCAAAAAACGUGCCCUCGCAGUCAUCCGAUUCAAAAUUCAUCAAAUACAAACCGUCCCAACAGAGCGCAGCUUUUAACUCUGGCGCGAAAGAGAGAAUCAUUAGAAUGGUUGAGAUGCCUGUUGACCCACUUGAACCCCCCAAAUUCAAACACAAGAGAGUUCCUAAAGCCUCCGGUUCCCCACCAGUUCCUGUCAUGCAUUCUCCUCCCCGACCUGUCACUGUAAAAGACCAACAAGAUUGGAAAAUCCCUCCUUGUAUAUCAAACUGGAAGAACCCUAAAGGAUACACAAUCCCACUCGAUAAACGUCUAGCAGCAGACGGCCGUGGGCUUCAAGACGUUCAAAUUAACGAUAACUUUGCUAAGCUAUCAGAAGCUUUAUACGUUGCUGAACAAAAAGCUAGGGAAGCUGUCGCAAUGAGAUCGAAGGUUCAGAAGGAGAUGCUGAUGAAGGAAAAAGAAAGAAAGGAAGGCGAGCUUCGCGCACUAGCUCAAAAGGCUCGUUCAGAGAGGACCGGUGCAGGUGGUGGUGCCGCCCCUCCACCUCCUCCAUCGUCAAUUCACAUUCCGUUAGACGAUGACAGAAUUUACGAAAAAGACCUCCCCAGGGAAUCAAGGGAGGUGAAGGAGGAGAGGGUUAAUCGAGAGAAGAUUCGAGACGAACGUAAACGGGAGAGGGAACGAGAAAGAAGGUUGGAGGCGAAGGAUGCUGCCAUGGGGAAGAAGAGUAAGAUAACUCGCGAUCGUGACCGUGACAUCAGCGAGAAAGUGGCGCUCGGAAUGGCUUCAACCGGAGGUGGAAAGGGCGGUGAGGUUAUGUACGAUCAGAGAUUGUUUAAUCAAGAGAAAGGGAUGGAUUCUGGAUUUGGGCCCGACGAUCAGUAUAAGAUAUACGAUAAAGGGUUGUUUACUGCUCAGGCUACUAUGUCGACUCUUUACAGGCCUAAGAAGGAUGUUGAUAAUGAAACCUAUGGAGGUUCGGAUGAACAAUUGGAUAAGAUAAUGAAGACUGAGAGGUUUAAACCGGACAAGGCGUUUGUGGGUACUUCCGAUAAGAAUGGACCGAGAGAUAGGCCAGUCGAGUUCGAGAAGGAAGCAGUGGAGGAGGAGGAUCCGUUUGGUUUGGAUCAGUUUUUGACUGAGGUGAAGAAGGGAAAGAAGGCUAUUGAUAAGAUUGGGAGUGGAGGAACAAUGAGAGCCAGCGGAGGUGGUGGUGGUCGUGAUUAUGAAGGGUCUAGUCGGACUCGGAUUGCUUUCGAUAAAUCGCGCUAAUUUGCAGGUUUGAUUCUAUUAUUUUAAAUUUCGAACAAACUUUUCUUAUGUUACGGUUGUACUGUAAUAUGUUUGGAGGUUGUUGUUCCUAUUCCUGAUGUUCUGUCAAUUAUGGGUAAAAUCAGACUUUAUAUGAUAUAUGUUUUGGUUAAUAUAAAUAUAGACUAUGUUGUGUCUC
This is a messenger RNA of Impatiens glandulifera, 2136 nucleotides long. RefSeq names its product SNW/SKI-interacting protein A. The transcript has 2 exons. Gene Ontology annotation, cellular component: spliceosomal complex. Bases 150 to 1958 code for a protein of 602 amino acids. Gene Ontology annotation, biological process: mRNA splicing, via spliceosome. Lineage: Eukaryota; Viridiplantae; Streptophyta; Magnoliopsida; Ericales; Balsaminaceae. The record is from RefSeq and is a predicted model, not a curated record.